Achroia grisella is the source of this 5198-nucleotide messenger RNA. RefSeq names its product WD repeat-containing protein 7 (gene Rbcn-3B). Bases 2 to 4444 code for a protein of 1480 amino acids. The record is from RefSeq and is a predicted model, not a curated record. The transcript has 35 exons. Gene Ontology annotation, cellular component: cytoplasm. Lineage: Eukaryota; Metazoa; Arthropoda; Insecta; Lepidoptera; Pyralidae. Gene Ontology annotation, molecular function: protein binding.
AAUGCCAGGCACAAACCUUAUUGUGCCGGUGGUGCUGUGGGGCAAACAUGCUCCCACUCACUGCAUCUCCUCAGUUUACCUUUCUCGAGAUCAGAAGACACUUGUUACCGGGUGCUACGAUGGCCAAAUCUGUAUCUGGGCGGUACAUCCUGAGACUCUGAAGAUGAUACCGAGGUGUCUGCUGGUGGGGCAUACAGCACCUGUCACCUGUUUGUCCAGAGCCUCCAUCAUACAAGACAAUAACUACAUAGUGAGCUCAUCGGAGGCCGGCGAGAUGUGUACAUGGGAUUUGGUUGAUGGGAAAUGUCGUGAAAGCGUCAAACUUACGCAAAUACAUACAAACAUACAGGCAUACCACAUGUGCAACAGCGAAGAUUUGCGUCUCUUCUGUAAUGGGUAUUAUGCUGAGAUAUUGAUAAUGGACCCAUUCUCACUCGAGAUUCUGUUCUCUUUGAGUUCCAAGAUGAAUCCUGAUUGGAUAUCUGCGUUGCAUGUCUUGCGUCCGUCAUCAAGGAAAGAUGAUGUGGUACUGGCUAUAUCGAUUACCGGCACUGUGAAGGUAUGGUCUCUUCUUGGUCACGAGAAUAAGCAGUCGGAGCCGAUAUACGAGAACGAAUCGAAGCAGAUUCGAUGCCUGAACGCGUUGUCUCUCAACUGUUGUGCCUACAACCAGCGCACUGUGCUGAUCGUUUGCGCUAAAUAUUGUCAGAUUUAUGAUGCCGGUGAUUUCUCCGUGCUCUGUUCCAUCCAAGCGCCGCGUGGUGAACGCUGGAUGUCAGGGGACUUCCUCGCGCCUGAUCGGGUACUGGUGUGGUCCACAGAAGGGAAAGGUUACCUGUUUCGACUACCUGCUAACAAACUCCGCGGACGGGCUCUCAGUAGCUCUGUCCCGGAUCAUAAAGGCUUCCAUGGACCUACAGUGGAACAUGACAGCCCAGUGUUGUAUGGUAUCCUGGCGCAUCCAGACAAUAAGCUGCUCUCGUGCCCUCCAGCGAUGCGUUUAGUCAUCACGUCAGUGGGUGGUAAACAGCGCAGACUGUUGUUACGCGGCGAUUCAGCAGGCGUGGUCUCCAUAUGGAAUGUUGAUGAUGCAGCCGUACCCACUCCUAACGUAACACCCUCUCACGCGCCUGUAGUGAUGACGAGUUUGGAUAUGGCGUGGGCGGAAAUGAACCCCAGUCCCGUUGGUAUAUUGGACCAACUCCACCAUCACGAUGAGUCAGAAAUCAAACUGACGGCCUCUAUAUAUCUUCUCGCCGCCAAUCGUCUGGUGGUAGGGCGGGAGGACGGGUCCAUUGUGAUAGUGAAUGCAACGCAUACAGUGCAACUACAGUUGUUGCAUGGCAGCCAUCAACAGUUGGAUGAUUGGCCACCUCAUCAGUUGCUGCUCGGACAUAACGGUCGAGUCAAUUGCCUGCUAUACCCACACCAUGUGCAUCCAAGAUACGACAAAGCCCAUCUGGUGUCCGGCGGGAUAGAUUUCGCCGUCUGCCUGUGGGAUCUGUUCAGCGGUGCAUUGUUGCACAGAUUCUGCGUCCACGCUGGGGAGAUCACGCAGCUGAUCGUGCCGCCAUCUAAUUGCAGUACAAGAAUUCAGAAAUGCAUCUGCUCCGUAGCUUCAGAUCACAGCGUUACGUUGCUGAGUCUAGCAGAACGGAAAUGUGUGACGCUAGCGUCCCGGCACUUGUUCCCCGUGGUUACCAUUAAGUGGCGACCAGCAGAUGAUUUCAUGGUGGUAGGAUGCAGUGACGGUACCGUCUAUGUGUGGCAGAUGGAGACCGGCCAUUUGGAUAGGGUGCUGCAUGGUAUGAUUGCUGAAGAAGUGUUAGCUGCUUGUGAUGAAACGGUGUCUGAUGACCUUGGUGGGUCCAUAGCGGUGGGCUCCAGUGACCUUCAGGGACUGGCGAAUCCUGCUGUACACUUCUUUAGAGGGUUGCGACAUCGCAACCUGACGGCGAUGCGAGCCGCCACGGCUCGAGGGCUGGCCGCGCUCGCCGCGCCCGCGCACGGCGCCGCCGCCGGGCCCCUCGCCGCCCCCGCCCGCGCCCGCCGCGCCGCCCUCACCGUGCAGGGCUUCCGGUCCAACCCCGCAGAUCCAGAAAGCCACAUAUUGUUCUUCGACAUCGAAGGCCUCAUUGUGGAGCUCCUGAGCGAAGAAUACUCAGCCAUGAGUCCCGCCAGCUUAGAAGCUGCCGGACUUAUCACAAGUGAAUACAUGAAAGUGGCAGCUCUGACGCAGUCGGCCAGUCCUGACGCUACCAAGAGAAUAUCAGAUUUCUUCGGCCGCGUGAAAGACAAGGCCGGAGAUAUGGAACGCAUACUGAAAGAGAAGGACAAACAUGGUAUCCUCGCAAAGAUGAAGGAAGGCGCGGAAACAAUGCAGACCAAGUUACAAGCGAAAGCGGAGCAAUUGAAGGGCCAUACGGACGCGAAAGAUGACUCUACCCAAAGCAAACGUCAGCGUCCUAAGGACAUGUCGCUGGCUGAGCCCCCGCAUACGAUGGAGAUAGCCCAGAUCCUGAUCUCUCUGCUGCAUGCUUGGGGACUCAACCCUGACCUGGACAGAGUGUGCGAGACCAAACUGGGGCUUUUGAGACCCAUGGUGCCAGUAUGCUUCGGCGUAGUGUCCCGUCAUGGCCACAUGGCUGUACAGCUUCCCACGAGGGUGCUGGAGUGGGCGGAUGCCUACGCCGCCGCGCCUGAUGACCCACUGCUGGUCAAUUCGGACCUCCCCCCAGAACUGUUGCGGCAGGAGAAGCUUACCAGGCUGUUCACAUCCAAAUUGCACUGGGAACUGAGUACCACGUUGACAACGAACCAUCUCCUCUCCAUCGUGGCACUCUCCAACACUCUCAAGUCGAUGAGGAACGCGGGCUUCGUGCCAGAACAAGAGGUGGCGAGAAGACUGCACAGACCCUCCACCCGGUCAUCAUCGUGGGCCGGUGACGAGGAGCGUGAGGAGCAGCUGGCUGCCCAGCAAGUCCACAUAAAGCAGGGCUGGGCACUGCUCAUAACUCUACACUGUGUGCUAUUACCAGAGACAGUGGUCGCUGCGGGCUCCAAGAGCUUCAAACGUCCCCAAGUGGAGAUGCUGGCGCGAAGAUGGCAACACCAUUGCAUUGAAGUUAGAGAUGCUGCGCAAGCGCUGCUUCUCGCUGAAUUGGGCAGAUUGGGUCCUAAAGGCCGUAAGAUCCUAGUAGACAACUGGGCCCAGUACCUACCACUGUACACCCACACAGAGAGCAUUAACCCGCAAGCAAUACCGAAAGAACCAGUCGAAAAGCAAGAGGAAGAAUUUGAAGAAGAAGAGGAAGAGAUAGUAAGGAAGCCGUCUUCUCUCGCAGAAUUGAAACGCAAGCAAACCACAGCAGUGGUGUUGUUGGGAGUCAUCGGAUCGGAAUUCGGUCAAGACAUCACCAGUGAAGGUGCUGCGGGUAACAAGCGUCGUAAAGACGCGGACAGCAGAAAGAGUUCUGUGGUUGAAGGUUUUACUCUGAGCGCUUCGAACAACCUUGCACGUCUGACAGCGUUGGCACUGACGCACUUGCUGCUAGCGCCGCCCUGCUCACGGCUGCCCGCAUACACCCCGCUACGCAGGGCCGCUGUCGAUCUGCUGGGUCGCGGGUUCACUGUCUGGGAGCCUUACCUGGAUGUCAGCCAUGUGUUACUCGGGCUACUAGAGCUAUGCUCAGACGCAGACAAGCUGGUGCCUUCGAUGACGUACGGGCUCCCACUCACGCCGCAAGCCGACUCCUGCCGCACCGCAAGACAGGCGCUCACGCUGAUCGCUACUGCCAGGCCGGCGGCGUUCAUCACGACGAUGGCGCGCGAGGUGGCGCGGUGUGCGGCCGCGGCGGCCGCCGGCGGCGCGCCCCCCCGCCCCGCGCUGCAGCGGGGCCGCGCGGAGGUGCUGCGCGGGCUCGAGCUGCUCAUAGACCGCCUGCACGCGGAGCUGGCCGAGCUGCUGGUCGAGGUCAUGGACAUAAUCUUACACUGCGUUGACCAGUCUCACCUGAAGAGCAAGGGUCUGAACGAGGUGUUCCCGGCCAUAUGUCGGUACAACCAAGUAUCACACUGCCCGGCCACUAGGAGGAUAGCAGUGGGCAGCCACACGGGGCAGCUGGCGCUGUACGAGCUGCGCGCGGGGCGCUGCCAGUCGCUGGCCGCGCACGCCGGCCCGGUCGCCGCCGCAGCCUUCAGCCCCGACGGGCGCUACCUCGUCUCCUACGCCGCCGCUGACAACCGCCUCUCCUUCUGGCAGACCACCGCAGGCAUGUUCGGACUGGGCGCGGCGCAGACUCGCUGCGUAAAAUGUUACAGUACAGCGCCUAUGGCGGAUGUCGCGCGUCUCAACCCCGCUCGCCUCGCUCGGCUUGUGUGGGCCAACUCUCGCACUGUCACUCUCAUGCUCGCCGACGGCUCCGAAACCAGAUUCAACAUUUAAGUUAUCAGCGAAGCGUGGGAAUAAUUAGAUCUAAGCGACGUGAUACCAGCGAAGCAUAGGUAUAAUUAGGUCUAUGCGACGUGAUAUCAGCGAAGCAUGGGUAUAUUUAAACCUAAGCGACGUGAUAUCAGCGAAGCAUGGAAAUAAUUAAUUGUUUGUGACGUGACAUCAACGAAGCACCAAGAUAAUUAAGUGUAGAGUAAUAUGAUGACGCGAAAGCGUGCUUUGCAAACAAGAUAAAAUUUUUGAGGUUAUAUUAUAUAUCUCAUGAGUUAACCAUAUAUAACCAUAGGUUUACCAUAAAGCGAUGAUUGUUAUGGUCAUAAAAUAAGUAUAAUAAUUGCACUGGGUGUCUGAACUUGUCUUUCUUUGAAUAGCUCAUGCUAAACAAACAUUUUAUGCUGUUUUUGUUAAUAUAAUCGUUUAAUGUUAUAACAUUUAGUUAUUGUAUUUGUAAAAUAUUUUGUUUUUAGUGGUAUUUUUUUGUUAAGUAUUUAUAUGUUGUAUAAUAAUUCAUAUUUUACACCUUAGCUUUACAUAUAAUAAAAUCGAUACGAGGCAAAAGGUGUCUGAAUGAAUAUUAAAGCUUGUGUUAAAAACAGCUGGAGAAAUUAGGAAGAAAUUUUCAUGAUAUAGUUGUGUGAUAUAUAUUAAUUAACAGUCGUUUUAGUAUGUUGCUCUUUUAUUAGUCAAUUACACGGUCGGAUCAAACAAAUGUGGGUUGGAAAUCAAUACAAUAUAUUGUAUGUAUAAA